UUUGCAAGGCUAACUUGAGGGCUUCCUCCACCGGCAGCAGCACCGGCUCUCCUCGCCCAGCACCCACCUCGGCAGCUCUCGGAAGACACCAAAGAGAGAGGCAGAGCUGCAGGGGGCAGUUCCUGCCAUCCUUGACCGGCCCUGGGCAGGCUGACAGCUGCAGCCCCAGCUGAUCUGCGAAAAGAAGCGAAGCAGGCGGCUGCCGGCAGGGCUGGCCCGGCCCAUUCAACAGCCCCUCUGGCCCGAGGCCAUGCAGCAGACCAUGUCUCCAGGCCCCUCCGCACCCGCGGGGGCCACUCCCAGAGGCCGACAGCGGAGCAGCGGCCCCCGCCAGCUCCUGCCCUCCAUGCUGAUGUUUGGUGUGAUUGUGGCAUCGAGCAGCCUGCUCCUGAUGAUCGAGAAGGGCAUCCUGGCAGAGGUGAAGCCCCUGCCUAUGCACCCUGCCCACGGAGAGCUGCCAGCAAGGCGUGGUGGCAGCGUGGGGGUGGCAAAGGAGGAGGAUGUGGCUGCACAGGUGAUACACGACAUCCGCAACCGGACCAUCCGGGCCGCCUGCGGGCAAGCGGGCACCCCUCGGAGCGUGUGGGAGCUCUCGGCAGCGCAGCGGCGCGUGGUGCUCAAGCACCUCCUGGUGAGCGACAAGCACCGCUUCCUGUACUGCUACGUGCCCAAGGUGGCUUGCUCCAACUGGAAGCGCAUUCUGAAGGUGCUGGGCGGCACCCUGGAGAAUGUGAACAUCCAGCUGAAGAUGGACCACCGGAGGGACCUGGUUUUCCUCGGCGACAUGAAGCCGGACGAGAUCCGCUACCGCCUCAAGAACUACUUCAAGUUCAUCUUUGUCCGGGACCCGAUGGAGAGGCUGCUGUCCGCUUACAGGAAUAAAUUCGGGGAGAUCAAAGAAUACCAGUUAAGGUACGGCGUGGAAAUAGUGAAACGUUACAGGAAAAACCCUGGGCAAAGCACCGGCGACGACGUCACCUUCUCCGAAUUCAUCCAGUACCUCUUAGAUGAAGACGUGGAGAGGAUGAAUGAGCACUGGAUGCCCAUCUACAACCUGUGCCAGCCCUGCGCGGUCAGGUACGAUUUCAUUGGCUCCUACGAAAGACUAAAUGAGGAUGCCAAUUACGUGCUAGGAAGAGUUCGGGCGCCUUCUUUUGUGCAGUUCCCGGAACGGCAAUCGUGGUAUAAGCCAGUGACGUCAGAAACUUUGCAUUAUUACCUGUGUAAGACUCCAAGGGGGCUUAUCAAAGAGUUAUUACCAAAGUACAUUCUGGAUUACUCUCUAUUUGCUUACCCGCUUCCAAAUGUUAGCAGUCAAUUUUGCAGACAAUGAACAUUUUCCACUAUGAAGAAGUAGGUGUCCUAUGCAAUUUCCCAAUUUUAUCCCCUUUUUAAUAUCAAAUGCCUUGCUGCUUUGCUCUACAGGUUGCCUUUACAUUAAAAAAAAGCAUUACCUUUUAUACAAAGUGUUUAUGGGCUGCUGACUUAAGCACAGUUUUGUAUGUGGUUUUUGUGUAUUUUAGGACCAAAGCAUUUUUUUAUCAACUGCAGGGCAGCAAUCACAUUUUAAGAACUGGAAUAGGAGACAUGCAUAGAAUCAGGCCGUGUCAAGUAUUAUUUCCUUUAUUUUGUGUAAUAUAUAUGUAGCAUCCUCAUCUUAAAAACAUUUCUGCCCACGUAUAUGAAGCAAUGAAGACAAUUAACGUGUGGCUUGUGUCAUUUCAAGCACUUGGCUGCUUCCCCAAAUUGUACGAAAAAGCAUUUGCAGAGCAUGCCUAUGCAUAUUUACUCAGAAGUCAGUCACACAGUGCAAGUUGGGAGAUUGUAUGACCUUUAAGGAUUGUAGCUUUCAAAGUGUCAAGUACAGGGGAAAUGCAAAAUAUGCGAAAGCCUAUCUGCAUUGCUGGGGGUUGGACUAAGUGGCCCUUGGGGUCCCCUUCCAACGCUACAGUUCUCUGUUUCUCUGAUAACAGUAAGUGCAUGUGUGCAAAGUACACUCAAAUAAUUUGGCUCUCCAUGCAGUUCAGGUAGUAGGAUUUAUAUUUUCCUUGGUGCAGUAGUUUGGUCGGUUGCUAUUAUAUUUUCUUCAUUUUCAUUAUGCUUUAUUUGCUUAGGAAAAUAGUUUUAAUAGCUUGUCUCAGAAAUUAGCUCUGGCGUAACUUUUAACCAAGUAGUUAGAAAGCCUAAUUUCUCCAGGGAAUUUGUUGUUCUUAUUAUCGACAUGCAUUCGCACAACUUUCUAUUUAAGUAUUAUGGUUAUUAAAUGUGAAAACAAUUGAACUGGAUGGCUCAUGGAUGUUUAUUUUGUACCUGCCUUUUAAAUAGAUUGUAUGCUUUUUUUUAAAAAAAAAAUGAUGCUGAGAACAAUCGUCGUUGUGAUCCAGAAUCGCUGUUCAAACUGAGUGCUGGACACAACUAUUUUGUAUUUUGGCAAUGGUUCAUGUUCUUAUGUAGCUGCAUUGUUUUAUACUUUCUGGAUAUCCCAUAAUCAUGUUACAUGGUAGUUGUGUUCUCUUUUAUAAAUCAGCACUGCUAAGAGUUCAUUGUUGUUGUUUUGUUUCCCCAUGUUUUUUCUUUUCAAUAAAAAUUUGGCGUGGCAUGAGCUAAUUUUUAUUCUGAUAGUGUGGCCCGGAGAAAAACGUUUUGAGAGCCACUCGACUAGAAUACGGUCAGUUUUGUUAGCAGCUUUGAAUUGGCAUGUCAGUUUCCUGACUAAGAGGGAAUGCCUGUCUCUUUUCAAUCUAUAAGAAAUUAGCAACCAUUUAUUGGAUUAUGUAAAAAUACUGGGCACAAAAGUUCCCCAUCAACACAUACAAAAAUGUGGCAAGACUUUUUGGAAUAAAACUGGAAAUGUUUAUUACA
Podarcis raffonei (Aeolian wall lizard) is the source of this 2862-nucleotide messenger RNA. It is a transcript of the gene CHST14, whose product is annotated as carbohydrate sulfotransferase 14. Gene Ontology annotation, biological process: dermatan sulfate proteoglycan metabolic process; carbohydrate biosynthetic process. The transcript has a single exon. Lineage: Eukaryota; Metazoa; Chordata; Lepidosauria; Squamata; Lacertidae. Gene Ontology annotation, cellular component: membrane. The coding region runs from base 251 to 1333 and encodes 360 amino acids. The record is from RefSeq and is a predicted model, not a curated record. Gene Ontology annotation, molecular function: sulfotransferase activity.